UUUCACUGUUUUCCCUCUUUAAGAAAGACUUGAAUUCCUGUUUCUGGGUUGACAUAAAAUACACUUUACCAAAAUUCCUUUCUCCUAGCCCAACAAAGUCAAACCAUUUCUCCAUUUUUCCUUCUCUGUGCUCUGUUCUCCAUUACUCCUUCUGGGAAUCAUUCCAGUGUUCAACAAAAACAUGUUCAUCAAAAUUUAAUGAAGAAAAGGAAAGGCAAAAGAAGAAGAAGAAGAUGACGUAUCAUCCUCAUAGCUGCAGAUUCAGCCGCACAAAGCUGCACAUUUUCUCCACCACCAGCCUCGCCGCCGCCAUUGCUUUUGUCAUCUUUUUCUCUGACACCUUCAUCGACACAUCAACCCCAGCUUUUCCCAGCCAGAAGAAUCCUAGAAGAUCCAAGCCGUUGAAUUCGAUCAAAGAGGACUACUUUAUCCACACCCAAGCUUCAGCCCGCCUGGUUCCGCCUUCUAAUCUCACUGCCAGAGAGAGAAUGAAAUGGUUCAAGAACAGCUUCCCUCAAUUUGGGAUCUUCAAGUCAAAUGAGAAGUCAAGAAAGUUCCAUCAAAGGGUCAAAGAGUUUUAUAACAGAAACAGAGAGUGUAAAGUUAGGUUCUUUAUGACAUGGAUAGCCUCUACAGAUUCUUUUGGAACAAGAGAGUUCUUAUCAAUGGAGAGUAUCUUCAAAGCUCAUAAAAAAGAUGGGUGCUUGAUCAUUCUUUCUCAAUCUCUGGAUUCAGAAUAUGGGAAAGCACUUCUUGAUCCCCUGAUUGAAUCAGGAUUUGCAGUAAUUGCGUUAAUGCCCGAUUUACCCUUCCUGCUCAAGAACACUCCAGUUCAAGAUUGGUAUACUGAUCUGAGAAAUGGCAAGAAAGACCCUGGGGAGAUACCCUUUGCUCAGAACCUGUCAAACCUGAUCAGGCUGGCUGUUCUUUACAAAUACGGAGGGGCAUUUCUGGACACGGAUUUCAUAGUGAUGAAGAACUUUUCUGGACUGAGGAACGCCAUUGGGGCGCAAAGCGUGGAUCUUUAUGGGAACUGGACGAGAUUGAACAAUGCAGUGUUGGUUUUUGACAAAGGGCACCCUCUGAUAUACAAGUUCAUGGAGGAAUUUGCCUUGACGUUUGAUGGGAACAAGUGGGGGCAAAAUGGUCCAUAUUUGGUGUCAAGGGUGGUGGAGAGAGUUCAGAGUCAAUACCCUUUCAGAUUUAGGGUUUUGCCUCCAAUGGCUUUUUAUCCUGUGGAUUGGCUUCAUAUUGAUGGGUUCUUUAAGAAACCAAUGGAUGAGAAGCAUGAGAAAUGGAUGGAAGCAAAGAUGGCUCGCUUAAGGGAAGAAGAGACUUAUGGAGUUCAUCUUUGGAAUAGGCAAAGUAGGGGAAAAAGGAUUGAGAAGGGUAGCAUUAUAGGUAGGAUUUUCUCUCAAAAUUGUAUCAUCUGCAAAGGUAUUUAUGAUUCUUAGCUUGAAGAUUAUAUGUAUGUAGUAUAUCAUUUAUUUAUAAAAGAAGCUUGCAAGAGUGUAAUAAUGUGAAUGUAAUUUUGUUUACAAAUCCAUCAUAGUUCAUACAUAUAUAGAGUGUUUCCUAGCUGAUUUUAAGUGUGCAUACAACCAUAGAUUAAAUUAGAAUUUGGGACUGG
Cuscuta epithymum is the source of this 1630-nucleotide messenger RNA. Lineage: Eukaryota; Viridiplantae; Streptophyta; Magnoliopsida; Solanales; Convolvulaceae. The record is from the annotation of a GenBank genome assembly.